This is a messenger RNA of Fusarium musae, 1242 nucleotides long. RefSeq lists its product as uncharacterized. Bases 1 to 1242 code for a protein of 413 amino acids. NCBI's taxonomy places the organism in Eukaryota, Fungi, Ascomycota, Sordariomycetes, Hypocreales, Nectriaceae. Gene Ontology annotation, molecular function: oxidoreductase activity. The transcript is spliced from 3 exons. The record is from RefSeq and is a predicted model, not a curated record. Gene Ontology annotation, cellular component: cytoplasm.
AUGAGAGACCUUCGAUUCUUGUUCUCGAAGCCCGGCAACUGUGCUCGGGUGCGACGGGACGAAAUGGUGAGCCAAAAAGCCCAUGAGACUCUUGCGCGAGCACUGACAAUUGAAGGUGGUCACCUUAAGCCAGAUUCAUAUAACGCGAUUUCUGGGUACACAUCUGAGUAUGGGAUAGAAGCUGCCGCUGAGGUUGCUUCGUUUGAAGCUGCAAACGUUAAAGCUGUUACUGAAUACGUCCAGCAAAACAAAAUUGAUUGCGACUUUGUGCUCACGAGGGCGGUCGAUGUGCAACUCUCCACCGGCCAUCAGCAUCGCAUCAAGGAAGGUUAUGACAAGCUUAUUGCUGCGGGGAUUGAAACAACCAAGGAUACGUUUUGCGUUGAGGGAAAGGAUGCUGAAAUGAUGUCGGGCGUUAAGGGCGCAAAGGGGUGCUUUACCUACACAGCAGGACAUCUUUGGCCCUACAAACUUAUCCAUCACAUGUUUUCAGAAGCAAUCAAACAAGGAAUCAACUUGCAAACUAAUACACCAGUUACUUCUGUCUCCGAUACCCAGGAUGUUACAGGCCAUUGGACCUUACAUACCAGCAGGGGUGGAGUCAGAGCGCGAAAGGUCGUGUUCGCAACCAAUGCCUACACAGGUUCACUACUCCCCGAAUACAAAAGCAAGAUCAUUCCGUAUCGCGCUGUAUGCAGCCGGAUCAAAACCCCGGGGCCACAUUCUCUUCUCAACAAUACCUACGCUCUUCGAUUCUCAGACUGGAACUUUGACUACUUAAUCCCUCGGUUAGAUGGAAGUAUCAUUGUUGGUGGAGCUCGAGAUGCAUAUAUCAGAUCUGUUGACUCAUGGUAUGGGAACGUCGAUGACACUCAAGUCAUUGAAGAAGCGCGAUCAUACUUUGAUGGUUACAUGCAGAGGCAUUUCCAUGGAUGGGAGGACAGCAGGGCAUAUAUCGAUGAUAUAUGGACUGGAAUCAUGGGAUACUCUUCCGACCGGCUCCCUCGAGUAGGACCUAUACCUGGUCGACCAGGCAUGUUUAUCAUGGGAGGCUUUACUGGCCACGGUAUGCCGCAAAUCUACCUGUGCGGGCAGGCGAUGGCGAAGUUUCUCCUGAAAGAUGUUUCUUUCAAGGAGACUGGGUUGCCCCGAUUAUUUGAGGAAACGCAGGCUCGUUUGGAAGAUCCUAGAGACAGGGUGCUGGAGUUGUAUGCUUCGGUUCUCAAUCCCUCGAUAUUAUAA